AUGUCUUCACUUUCAGAUCUCAUCAAUUUCAAUCUUUCAGAUUCCACUGAAAAAAUCAUUGCUGAAUACAUAUGGGUUGGUGGAUCUGGCAUAGACAUUAGAAGCAAAGCUAGGACUCUUCCUGGACCAGUUAGUGACCCUGCAAAACUACCUAAGUGGAACUAUGAUGGGUCUAGCACAGACCAAGCACCAGGAAAAGAUAGUGAAGUUAUUUUAUAUCCACAAGCUAUUUUCAAGGACCCAUUCAGGAGAGGGAAUAAUAUUCUUGUGAUUUGUGAUGUUUACACUCCAGCUGGAGAACCAUUACCAACAAACAAGAGAUACAAUGCUGCCAAAAUUUUCAGUCACCCUGAUGUUGCUGCCGAAGAACCAUGGUAUGGUAUUGAACAAGAGUAUACUUUAUUGCAAAAAGAUAUCAAUUGGCCAUUAGGUUGGCCUAUUGGUGGAUUUCCAGGAAAACAGGGUCCAUAUUACUGUGGAACUGGUGCUGAUAAAGCUUAUGGACGUGACAUUGUUGAUGCACAUUACAAAGCAUGCAUUUUUGCUGGAAUUAACAUUAGUGGCAUCAAUGCAGAGGUUAUGCCGGGUCAGUGGGAAUUUCAAGUUGGCCCUUCUGUUGGUAUUUCUGCUGGAGAUGAGAUAUGGGCUGCUCGCUAUAUUCUAGAGAGGAUAACAGAGAUUGCUGGAGUUGUUGUUUCAUUUGAUCCAAAGCCUAUUCCGGGAGAUUGGAAUGGAGCUGGAGCUCAUGCAAACUUUAGCACCAAAUCAAUGAGAGAAGUUGGAGGGUAUGAGGUCAUCAAGAAGGCCAUUGAAAAGCUUGGAUUGAGGCACAAGGAACACAUUGCGGCUUAUGGAGAAGGAAAUGAGAGACGCCUCACCGGAAAACAUGAAACCGCCGAUAUCAACACCUUCUCUUGGGGUGUGGCAAACCGUGGAAGUUCAAUUAGGGUUGGAAGAGACACAGAAAAAGAUGGCAAAGGUUACUUUGAGGAUAGAAGGCCAGCUUCUAACAUGGACCCCUAUGUGGUCACUUCCUUGAUUGCUGAAACCACCAUUCUAUGGAAGAAGCCAUGA
Messenger RNA from Vicia faba (fava bean), 1074 nucleotides. The record is from the annotation of a GenBank genome assembly. NCBI's taxonomy places the organism in Eukaryota, Viridiplantae, Streptophyta, Magnoliopsida, Fabales, Fabaceae.